This is a messenger RNA of Ceratitis capitata (Mediterranean fruit fly), 951 nucleotides long. RefSeq lists its product as uncharacterized. NCBI's taxonomy places the organism in Eukaryota, Metazoa, Arthropoda, Insecta, Diptera, Tephritidae. Bases 396 to 911 code for a protein of 171 amino acids. The record is from RefSeq and is a predicted model, not a curated record. The transcript is spliced from 2 exons.
UAGUGCGCGUUCGUGGGAUCGAAAAGCAUGAAACGCAUCGCUGCGUUGUUUGCGUGUUGUUUAACGAAAAAGUGUAGAGUGAAUUAGUGCGCGUUUACGACAAACAAAAUAUUAAUCAUUCUCAUACAUACCCGUAUGUAUGUAUAUGUGGCAUGUAAUAUUUGCUAAUAUAGCAGAAAACGUUUUGAUAACAAAAAAAAAGUAUCUAAAUUGUGUAAAAAAUAAAAUAACCAAUAAAAAAUUACGUGCAAAAAAACUGUAAAAAGUGCGCAAAUUAAACUUUUUGCUGACCAGCCAACCAACCAACCAACCAACCAACGACGAUCGACCUCCUUUUCGCAAACGUCAUAAACUUCAAUUUUACAUCUUACAUUUCGCGCGCGUCCGUUGUAAUUAUGGCCGCUACACCGCUGACCCUGAUGGAUGCCGGCCUCGCAUCAUCCACGCUUACAACAGACAGCAACACUACAACUGCUGCAACAACUUUAGAUACCAAAAGCAGCAAUAAUACAAUUGCAACAUCACCUUCAUCCGCCGCCGCCGCCGCCACUGCCACCCGGGCUGCGAGCUCUACCUCUGCUUCAUCAGCCAUACGACCAACAAUGCUAUUUGGCUCUAUUGAGCGCUUAGAUACAUCCGCUAAUAUGUUAGUCUCACCAAAUGGCAGCAGCGGUGGUAAUUCCGCCGCUACAUCGCCCUCAUUUCUGCCGGAGAUGCCGCAGUGGAAGAAAGAUUUAAUACAACGUCGCAAAUCGAAUGUGGCACGUACGAUUGGUGCGGCGGGCGGUGUGUUAGUAUCGCCGACAACUGCAACAAUGCAACAACAACAACAACAACAACGGCUAUCGUUGACGUGUGGCCAACUGCUAUCGCCAACAGCAGCAACAACAAAUGCAGUUUAUUUUCUCUAACUCAGUAUCGUUGGGAACUGGGUUAUAAAAUCAAAGUGAG